UUACUUUCUCAUCCAACCAUGGACUAUUUCAUCAUAUUAUCUUGAUUGUUCAUUUGUCUCAUACAGUAAAUCUAAUGUCUCACCUAGCAUUUUUCAACAGCUGUUCACUUUCCAUCGUCAUCAGUAUAUACAAUACAUAGCAGUUUUUACAGAUGGAUCUAAGUUCCCCUGGACAUGUUGGUUGUGGGAUUGUUGUGGCUAAUAUUACUUACAGCUACGACAUUCCUGUAAUUUGCUCUGUUUUUACAGCGGAAGCAUUUGCUAUCCUUUUAGCUUUAAGACUCAUUUCUUCGCAUUCGGCUAGAAAAUUUUGUAUAUACUUGGAUAGUUUGAGUGUUUUAAGACAGUUAGAACAUGUGAGAAACGAAGCUCAUCCAAUUUUAAUUUUUAUUCAACAUAUAUUGACUUCUCUAUACAAGAAGGGUUUUAAAAUUUUAUUUUGCUGGAUUCCCAGUCAUGUAGGUAUUAAAGGAAAUGACAAAGCUGAUUCUGCUGCACGAUCUGCCUCUUCUCCAAUAACAUUAUCUGUCCCAUUUUCUGAUUUAAAAAACCACAUUCGCAAACUUUUUCAGUGUUUAUGGCAGCAACACUGGGACCUGCAAGGCGAAAACAAAUUACAUUCUGUUAAACCUACUUUGGAGCCUUGGCCUGCACUGCACAUGCGCAGGACAGAUGUCAAACUCACCCGCUUGCGAGUAGGACAUACUCGACUUACACACCUUCAUUUGCUAUUUGGAGAGCCUCCUCCCAAGUGCAACGAUUGCAACGUUUUACUCACGAUUCAUCACAUUUUAAUACUUUGUACACUGUUUUGCAUCUUACCGGUCGCUACUUCGAAACAUUAGUACGCAACCAAGCAA
This is a messenger RNA of Parasteatoda tepidariorum (common house spider), 860 nucleotides long. The record is from RefSeq and is a predicted model, not a curated record. NCBI's taxonomy places the organism in Eukaryota, Metazoa, Arthropoda, Arachnida, Araneae, Theridiidae.